AAAAAAUCUCAGUGUGUGGAAGUGAUGCUGCGUCUAUAGGCACACCGUCCACCUGCUCCGGUACACUGACAGCCCAUGAAUAUCUCUCAAAAUAGAUAUUUUGCUCUCCAUCACUCUGCCAAACCACGGGAUGACAUUAAAUGGCGUGUCCGAGGAUACGAUUUAACGUUACAAGUUUUUUUAGCUGUUAAUUAAACGCACAGAGAACGAGAAAACAACUUCACUAAACAGUUUUCGUAUACAUGCGAGGAGCGUUCCCAGGUUUCCCCCGUGAUGACUGUAUGAAUGCACUGAAAUAAGAAGUACUGCACAUUGACAAACCCAUUUGGAGCAGCACUAUCUCUCCGCGCGCGUGGGAUUCAAGCAGUAGCCAGGCGCGAGACAUCUGAGGAAUAACAUCGUCUCUUCUAAAAAGUCAUUCGCAGAUGUUUUUCGCCGUUCGUGCGUGGACCGUGCACUUUUUCAUGGACAUGGAUCGUUUUCUCUAGUUGGAUACCGACUGGUCACUACGUGAAGCUGUUUAAUUCUGGGAUUUUCUUCGGUCUGCUUCACGGCACUUCAUCUCCUCCAGCAGUGAUGCCGCGACGUGACGGGAAUUGAGAGUUUCCAUAUUCACAGAGAAAUCCGAGCAGACCUUGCAGAUCUUUGAAGAGAGUGCAGCACCUACUCUGAGUAUGGACUUGGCAAGUGAGGCCCAUGUUCUGGUGGUUUUGCUCACCUGCCUGUUCUUGAUGUGCCGGGCUCAAGAGAAGGACUACACCAUAAAAGAGGAACAGCCGGAGAAUGUGCGCAUCGGAAACCUGCGCAAAGACCUAAACUUGAACCUAGAUCCGGACAUCAAGCUGUCUUCUGCGCUGCAGUUUAAACCUGUCUACAAGACGGGUGAUGUGCCUUUGGUCAAGGUAGAAGCAAGCACAGGAGAGAUUUUCACCACAGCCAACCGCAUCGACCGUGAGAAACUCUGUUCCGGAGUCUUCACCGAGAAGCGCUGCUUUUACGAGAUCGAGGUCGCCGUGCUACCAGAUGAGAUUUUCCGACUGGUCAAGAUCCGUUUCCUCAUCGAAGACAUCAACGACAAUGCCCCACUCUUUCAAUCGACGGUUAUCAACAUCUCCAUUCCAGAAAACACAGCAAUCAACAGCCGCUACCCUGUCCCUUCCGCAUUUGACCCUGAUAUAGGGAUCAAUGGGAUUCAACACUACGAGCUAGUCAAGAGUGUGAGCGAAUUUGGCCUGGACAUCAUCGAGACGCCUGAAGGAGACAAAUGGCCCCAACUCAUAGUCCAGCAGAGCCUCGAUCGGGAGACAAAGGACACCUUUGUGAUGAAAAUUAAAGUAGAGGAUGGUGGCAGCCCUCCAAAGUCCAGCACAGCCAUUCUGCAGGUCACUGUCUCAGAUGUGAAUGACAAUCGGCCGGUGUUCAAGGACAGCGAGGUGGAGGUAAACGUUCCUGAAAAUGCCCCAAUGGGAACAUCUGUCACUCACCUUCAUGCCACAGAUGCUGAUCUGGGAUCCAAUGCUCAGAUUCACUUCUCCUUCAGCAACCAAAUCUCCCCUGCCACCAAACGACAUUUUGCUAUUGACAGCACAACUGGACUGAUUACCAUCAAGCAGCCAUUGGACAGGGAAGUCAACCCGGUGCACAAGCUUAUAGUGCUGGCCAGUGAUGGAAGCUCUACCCCUUCAAGGGCUACAGUUACAGUCAAUGUCACAGACAUUAAUGACAACGUCCCCUCCAUAGAUACCCGUUAUAUAAUGAAUCUCGUUAAUGGCACUGUGCUGUUGUCUGAAAAUGCCCCCCUUAACACAAAAAUAGCCCUAAUUACUGUGACAGACAGAGAUGCAGAUCUCAACGGUAAAGUGACUUGUUACACUGAUCAUGAUGUACCUUUCCGACUAAAGCCAGUCUUCAAUGACCAGUUUUUGCUCGAAACGGCCGCACCUUUAGAUUACGAGACCACUCGAGAGUAUGCAAUUAGGAUAGUUGCAUCUGACUCUGGGAAACCACCUCUGAACACUUCUGCAAUGGUCCUGAUUAAAAUAAAGGAUGAGAAUGACAACAUCCCAGUUUUCCCUCAGCCUGAAAUCCAGCUGUCCAUUCCAGAAAACAAUGAUCCGGGCACACAGUUGAUAAAAAUCAGUGCAACAGAUGCAGAUAGUGGUUCUAAUGCCCUUAUUAUUUAUACUCUUGGCCCAGAUGCUCCUGAUGGGUUUAAUAUAGAUCCCCGUUCUGGAAUCCUUUCUGUUGUCAAAAGGCUAGAUAGGGAGAAGCAGGAGAAGUAUUCAUUCACAGUCAUUGCCAGGGAUAAUGGUUCUACCCCUCUUCAAAGCAAUGUCACGGUCAAGCUAAUAGUCCAAGACCAAAAUGAUAACAGUCCAGCCUUUACCCAUCCUGAGUACAACUUCUAUGUGCCUGAGAACCUACCUUUGUAUGGGACGGUUGGUUUGAUAACUGUCACGGAUGCAGAUGCUGGUGACAAUGCAGUCGUCACUCUCUCGAUCAUAAAUGGGAAGGACAAUUUCAUCAUUGACCCCAAAACCGGGGUGAUCAAACCAAACAUUACCUUUGAUAGGGAGCAACAAAGUUCCUACACGUUUGUUGUCAAGGCUGUGGAUGCAGGUCAAAAGCAAACCACCUCCUAUGCCAAGGUCACCAUAAAUGUUGUUGAUGUGAAUGACAAUCGACCGGUGUUUGUUAUCCCCUCCUCAAACUAUUCCUAUGAUCUAGUACCUUCAACCACCAGCCCGGGUUCAGUGGUGACCAGGGUAUUUGCCAUUGACAAUGACACUGGGAUGAACGCUGAGCUGCAGUACAGUAUUAUUGGAGGGUCGCCGAGAGGCCUGUUUGCCAUUGACAAAAUGACAGGCAACAUAACUCUACAGGAGAAGAUUGUAGCAGCAGACCAAGGACUUCAUAGGCUAGUGGUAAAGGUCAAGGACUUGGGACAACCAGAGUCCUUACACGCAAUCGCCCUUGUUCAUUUGUUUGUGAAUGAUACUGUCUCCAAUGCCACAUUCAUCCAGGAACAACUUCGCAAGAGUUUGGAGACUCCUUUGGAACGGAAUAUUGGGGACAACGACGUUACACCCCAGACCAAUGGCUACGUAAUCGUUGUUAUUGCUAUAAUAGCUGGGACUAUGACGGUUAUUCUGGUGAUCUUUGUGACUGCUUUGGUACGCUGUCGACAGACACCGAGACACAAAGUUGUCCAGAAGAGCAAGCAGAGCGGUGAGUGGGUAUCACCCAACCAGGAGGGUCGGCAGAUUAAAAAGAAAAAGAAGAAGAAGAAGAGAUCCCCAAAAAGUUUGCUGCUGAAUUUCGUAACCAUUGAGGAACCCAAGUCUGAUGACCCUACUCAUGAGCACAUCAAUGGCACCUUAGACCUCCCUGUUGAACUUGAGGAGCAGACAAUGGGAAAGUACAACUGGGCUACCACACCGACUACCUUCAAACCCGACAGUCCCGACUUAGCCAAGCACUACAAAUCUGCUUCCCCUCAGCCAACAUUCCAGAUCAAACCAGAGACCCCUGUGGCUCCCAAGAAGCAUCAUGUCAUUCAGGAACUCCCACUGGACAACACAUUCGUGGUGGGCUGUGACUCACUCUCCAAAUGUUCCUCCAGCAGCUCCGACCCCUACAGUGUUUCAGAAUGCAGCUGUCAAGGGGGCUUCAAGGCACCUGGACAAAUCCACACCAGACAGGUAAUUCACAACUUCCUUUCUUUAACCACUCGCUGCUCCAGCUCCCAUUUGUACUGUCCUUCUGAUAGAAAGAUGUAGAAUGGAAGGUGACAGCCGCAUGUGCCAAGCUUCAA
Molecule: messenger RNA, 3814 nt
Organism: Carassius gibelio (silver crucian carp)
Lineage: Eukaryota; Metazoa; Chordata; Actinopteri; Cypriniformes; Cyprinidae
Product: protocadherin-11 X-linked-like
Exons: 3
Coding region: 675-3779 (1034 amino acids)
Biological process (GO): homophilic cell-cell adhesion
Cellular component (GO): catenin complex; plasma membrane
Molecular function (GO): calcium ion binding; cadherin binding
Source: RefSeq, a predicted model, not a curated record